GUGCGGACGUACGGUGCUCGACCCCUGCGUCUCUGCCUCUCCUAGACUCCAGUCCAGGCUUCAUCCGUCCACUUCUCUCGGCUCGGCUGCAGCUCCCCUCUAGCAGUCUAGCUAGGCAGCUAGGUAAUUAUAUUGGCCGCAUCCAUAUACAGGGACACAUGGUGACCGGUAGGAACAAGGAGCACAGUAUAUUCGCGAUGAGGUUUUCUGCUAUGAUCAAUCAGCCGAACAAACAGACGGACGAACUGCACCUGCUGUCAGCCGUUGAUCUGACGAGCAGUCUCGAGUAUGAUCUUCUCGAUACACAAGGGGCAUGGGAGCUAGAAAACGAGGAUAAGCAGGACCCAGUACGAAGCAACACCAGCCGCCGCCGCCGGCGGUUGUCCUUCUACCUCGCGGUCCGCAAGGGCCGGUUCGCGAGGUACAGCCUCCUCAUCGGCAGCCGGUACGGCGUGUGGUCCGCGGCGGAGCGUCGCUUCAUCAAGAGAACAAACUUCUACCACUACCACCACAUUACCCAGGGGAUCAGGGACGUGAGACUGGCCUACAGCGUCGUCAUCGUAGCCGGCUUCUAUGGCGUCCGUAGGCAUAGCACCCUGGGCUUCCUCUGCAAGCUCCUCUGCAAGCUCCUCGUCAACCCCCGCCGCGCGGUGCAGAUCAUGCGUGCGCUCUUGUUCUACUACCAUGUGUUCAUGGCGAUGGACUGCCGCAUGGAGUGCUGGCCCGCCGACAUGGGCGGCAAAGACAGGAGGGACGAGCUGAGCUCCGUGAGGCAUAGGCUGAUGGACGUGUACCGGAGACGCAUGACUCCUGCACAGAAGCAACGCGUCCUGGUGAUAUACGAGCGUCAUAGUAGGGACCUCAGGUUUGCUUUGGGCUUGAUCUUCAUGGUGCCGCUGGUGCUCUUUGUAAUCAUUGCUUGGCUUCUUUAUUAUUAUUGGUGAAUUAGAUCAAUCUUAAAAUAUCGCUCUUACUUGAGGAAAUUCCAUACAUACUACCGGGAAAUUAUCCAUAUGGUUAAAUGCUACUAAAACGUUAUGGGUUCCAGAUAUAUACCACUCGAAUUUGCAGUGGGUAAUUUGCCACUUCCUCAGAUGUCUUGGUGUUACCGUGGCUGAAUCAAAACCUAGACAAAAAAAAUUCCGUGUCUGACGUGAGUUGAACCUUGAUGCUUUUGAGCAUGUAUUGUUGUGAUAACUGUUAAAUGUUGUUGAAUUUGGAUUAUGUGCUGCUCAUAUUUGUUAUGAAAAUUGUGAUGCUAAGCUAGAUAA
Molecule: messenger RNA, 1271 nt
Organism: Lolium rigidum
Lineage: Eukaryota; Viridiplantae; Streptophyta; Magnoliopsida; Poales; Poaceae
Exons: 3
Coding region: 159-944 (261 amino acids)
Source: RefSeq, a predicted model, not a curated record